Messenger RNA from Prunus armeniaca (apricot), 1284 nucleotides. The record is from the annotation of a GenBank genome assembly. NCBI's taxonomy places the organism in Eukaryota, Viridiplantae, Streptophyta, Magnoliopsida, Rosales, Rosaceae.
AUGGUGGUGCUUAGAGAAUCUGGAGGUUGUCAACCCAUAUCUAAAGAUACUGAUGAGGUUCUCACAUUUAAGUUUUUCCAUGGAGGUAAACUAGUUAAAAAUAGAAAGGACAAUGAAUGGUCUUAUUUGGGUGGUGAAGUCAGUUGGUUUGAUUAUUGUGAGGUUGACUAUAUGUCCAUGUUAGAGCUAUUUGGAAUGGCUAAAGAUUUGGGAUAUGACGAUGGGAAUGAUGUGAGUUUUUAUGAUGAAGAGUUUGGAACUGGUAGACUCAUUCAAAUAAUAUCAAAUAGUUCACUUUUAUCUUGUAUAAGCACGGUACCUAAAAGCAAUAGCAGGGUGAUAGUUUUGUACUUGAAAGUAGCGAGCUUGACUUCAAGCCAAGUGGGGAAUGAUAGCAGUGAUCAAGAAUAUUCUUGUUCUGAGGAUGAUGAUAGCAGUGAUCCAGACUUUGAAGACAGUGACUAUGCACAGAGUGAUGAAGAGAUUGACUUAUUGAAGAAAGAUGAUAAGUGGUUUGAAGGUUAUGUGGAUCAUAGUUGCAUUGACAAUGAUCCUAAUGCAGAGGAAAAUGAUGAGUCAGACAAUGGAGAAGAGUCACCUACACUUACCUGCCCAAAUAGUUCUUCAAGUGAGGAUGAUGCAAUAGUUCACCAAGACUAUGGUUACAGACCAUCUAGAGCAACUGUGUACAAAACAAGAGCCAUAUUUGAAUGGAAUACCAUGUUGCAUGCUUGUGCUGCAAUAAGUUGGUUUCAUGGGAAUCCAAAGGACUUUUGUGAUACAGUGUACAAGAAAGAGACUUAUUUGAGAGGUUAUGAACCAAUGAUUAUGCCUAUAACUAGCCAAGAUCAGUGGAUGAAGAUUAAUUUACCUCCAUUACUCCCUUCGAAAUACCACAAGCAGCCUGGUAGGCCUAAGAAGACAAGAAAACAAGCUGUUGAUGAACCUAAACAACCUGCUAAUCCAUAUAAGCUUCCUAGGUAUGGCAUCCCUUUAAAGUGUGGCAAUUGCUGUGGGAAAAGGCAUAAUCGAAUUAGUUCUAAGGAACCUAGAAAUCCCAACAUAAAGCCUACUAGGCAGAGGAAAGUUGCCAAGGACAAACUUGCAGUAUCUGAAGUAGCUGAUGCUUCUCAAUCCCAACCAUCUCAAGCAACUGAUGCUUCUCAAUCCCAACCAUCUCAAGCAACUGAUGCUUCUCAAUCCCAACCAUCUCAAGCAUCUGAUGCUUCUCAAUCCCAACCAUCUCAAGCAUCUGAACCUGCCAAACUAUUUCGAGUACAAUAA